GAGGAAUGGCGAACCAGGCAGUGUCCUUCCUCUGUCUCUUCAGCCUCGUGUCGUUCGCCUGGUCAGAUGAAAGAUCGGAUGUGGUUCUCGAUGCCUGUGGACUACCGAGGAACUACUGGCCCGUUGGCCACUGCUUCAAUGACAGGACGCACCACACAUGCUGUCUUCUAGGACCCGAGGCACGGAAGUAUGCAGAUGCGAGUGGGAAUCCGAUCGGAACGGCAGCAUCCAAGGCGUUUCGGGCGAAACAUGGGGCUGACCCCAGCGACAAGGAUCUGACGCCAUGGUGCACCUGCUUCGGGAGCCUGGUCUGCAGCUACUAUGCUGACAAAUUCAACGAUGGGACCCAAGUAAAGUUCAUCUACGAGCCUGACAGCAACCCGCCCAAGGCCGCGUACAACCUUCCCUCAAACAAGAACUGCGAGGCUAAGGCAAGGGAGUACUUCAGUGUUCAGGCACACGGCACUCCGGGGGUGUCGCAGCCCCAUGGAUACUCGUCACUGUGCAGUCAAUAUGAUGUCGCUACCAACAUCAGAGACGUCCGAGAGCAGAUGAGAAACGAAACUCUUACCAGCAGGGAUGCAAAGCAGGAGGGAAGCUGCAUCGACGGCAAGUGCACAGAAAAGACGCUCAUUUCAUAAAUUUGCCAUUAAAACUUACAUCUUGA
Messenger RNA from Guillardia theta CCMP2712, 667 nucleotides. RefSeq lists its product as hypothetical. The record is from RefSeq and is a predicted model, not a curated record. The annotation marks the transcript as partial. The transcript is spliced from 9 exons. Lineage: Eukaryota; Cryptophyceae; Pyrenomonadales; Geminigeraceae.